Messenger RNA from Stegostoma tigrinum, 2341 nucleotides. Its product is annotated as RING finger protein 112-like. NCBI's taxonomy places the organism in Eukaryota, Metazoa, Chordata, Chondrichthyes, Orectolobiformes, Stegostomatidae. The transcript is spliced from 14 exons. Gene Ontology annotation, biological process: endoplasmic reticulum organization; protein homooligomerization. Gene Ontology annotation, molecular function: metal ion binding; GTPase activity; GTP binding. The record is from RefSeq and is a predicted model, not a curated record. Bases 224 to 2047 code for a protein of 607 amino acids.
UGCGUCAUUCGUGUAUUCUCACUCGUGGAGAGAACUGAGACAAACGGUGAGUGGGAAAUCCCAAGGCUGGAUGUGCCCGUGACCCUCCUCCUGCCCCCUUGCUGCCAGCCCAGGUCACCCCGGCUGUUUUCCAGUUGCUGCCUUCCCUUCUCUGUCUGUGAGAGACAGUCAGCGGUCUGUCUGAGGAGAUCUGUUGGUGCUCGGGGAGUUGGCGAUCUGAGCAAUGCAGAGAACUCCAAAUACAAGGACUGUACCCGUGGGACUGGAGUGUAUCACCAGGGAACUCCAGUGCUCCAUCUGCUUGGAGCUCUACACCGAUGCAGCCACCCUUCACUGUGGUCACAAAUUCUGCCGGCAAUGCAUCACCCGGUACCAGCGAUACCCCCCAAAGGGUGCCAACCACCAGUGCCCUGAGUGUUGUCGGCCAUUCAGCUGUGACAGCAUCAUCACGGAUUACACCGUUAAUAACAUUGUGCAAAAGAUUCGGCAGGUAAUGGACCGAGAUAUUGGUGAAGCCAAACAGCUCGUGGCCUUUGACCUGUCUGGAUCAAUCGCCAUUAACGAGGACGUCCUGAGAAGUUGCUUCUUAGCAGAGGAUGUGAAGGAUCGUCCCCUGUGUCUGAUUUCCAUCAUCGGCGAGGAGAGAAAAGGCAAAUCCUUUUUACUCAACUAUCUGCUGCGGAGGCUGUCUCAACUGGAACUGAAAGAUCAACAGUGGUUAGGAGCAGAGGAUGAAGAUCUCACCGGAUUCGAAUGGAAAUCUGGUGCAAACACUACGACCAAAGGGGUUUUUAUCUGGAGCAAACCCUUCCUGAUGGAGACAGGGAGAGGAAAGGUGGUGAUCUUCGUGUUGGACUCUGAGGGUUGUAACAGUGUCGGACAAGACACAGCCUGCAUUGUCCAACUGUCAGCACUCAGCAUGUUACUCAGUUCCUACUUGAUCUUUAACAUUUCUACCAAGCUGAAGCAGACAGAUCUGGAUGACUUAGAGAAAUUUCUCGAUCUGGCCCAACAAACCGGAGAGGCUAUCGACUUGGAUCCCAUUCAGCACGUUGACUUUGUGGUGAGGGAUUGGUUUGGGUCAAUAGACUACGGUGAAAAAGGUGGUGUCAAGCAUCUGCAAGAGACUCUUCAGAAAGUUCAGAAAUCGAAUUCAACUUAUCCUCCUUUCAUGGAAAAAAUCCUCGCAAAGUCUCGAUGCUACCUCCUACCGUUUCCUGGGAAAUCGAUUGCCCUUAGCUCCAAAGGGCAUGUCAAAGAUAUGGACAGUGAUUUCCGAGAUGCCCUGGUGGAUUAUUGCGACGUCCUCCUGCAGACUCUGCCCGGCUGCACACGGAAAGACAGCAAGGGCUUCGAUGUGUCUGGCUCGCAGUUUUUCAGUCAGAUGAAGCUUUUCACCGAAACCAUCGAGAAGUACUCACUGAAGAUAAGGACGCCUCACGAGAUGGCCGAUGCGCUUUGCAAUGUGAAUUGUGCGAAGAAAUGUCUCGCAGAUUUUGAUGAGUUCCUCAGGCAGCAGAAGCAAAGUUCAGACGGCGUGUUUAAGAGCGUGAGGGUGGUCCCGAGUACGAUGAGGAGUUUGCUGGAGGCCAGGGCUGAGAAGCUGUCGGAGGAGUUUGUUUGUGCCGCCCGAGGGAAUGCGACAGAGCGGGAGCAAGAGACAGCCCGGCUGCAGGACCAGCUGCACAGGAGGAUCCAAACGUUCUGCACCAUGUAUGGGAGCAGCUUCCGCAGGGGCGUCAUCAAGUGUGGGGUCAUGGCGGGUGCAGCCGCCCUCGGCACGGCCGGGGCCACUGUGGGGGCCAUUGUCGCCGGCCCCGUCCUGGCUGCGGGCGCCGUGCUGUCGGGCACACUGGAGGGAGCUGGCAUUGCCCUGGGGGCAGGUCUGGGCACCGGCCUGGGGGCGCUGCUGGGCAGUGGGGUUGGUGCCGGCGUGGGAGCCGGAGUGGGGCAGGCUCUAAGGUCACAGCAGUCAUCCAGUGGUGCCAGACCUGGUCGACCGGCAGACAGCGAGGCACUGCUGAAGGACGCGGGUAGGGAGAGCUAAGCUUUGAUCCGGCUUUGCAGGCGGCGGGUGGUCAACGUCUGUGAUCUUCCCAGUCGCUCAGCGGCUCCUCGAGGGUCUCAGCUCCUCAGAGAUGGCACCUUCAAGAACAUCGACAGGCACCUGCACACACUGUUGUGACUCUGCCUGUUUUCUUCACAGCUGUGCACAUCGCAGCGUGCGCCAACACUCAGUGGGCAAACUCGCCCACGGAAGGUGCAGUGGUUACAACUGCUCCCAGACAACUUGACCCACAUACUCGAACCCUGAACAGCAAAAUCUCACCAAUAAAUUAUC